Messenger RNA from Entamoeba invadens IP1, 814 nucleotides. RefSeq names its product DEAD box ATP-dependent RNA helicase, putative. Gene Ontology annotation, cellular component: ribonucleoprotein complex; nucleus; cytoplasm. The transcript is spliced from 2 exons. The annotation marks the transcript as partial. The record is from RefSeq and is a predicted model, not a curated record. NCBI's taxonomy places the organism in Eukaryota, Evosea, Mastigamoebida, Endamoebidae. Gene Ontology annotation, molecular function: RNA binding; ATP binding; RNA helicase activity.
AUGAGUUAUCGUGAAAGAUCACGUUCAAGAGAAAGAUACCAAUACGACGAUAGACGUAGAUCGAGAAGUAGAGAUCGUUAUGAUGACCGUUAUGACGACAGAUAUAAAGACGAUCACCGCUCCGAUAACAGAUACAACGAUCGUAGAGACACACGUUACGAUGAUAGAAGAGACGACAGAAGAGAUUACCGCCCACAAAAUAACGUCGUUAACAGGUACGAAAACAUUUCGCAGAAGAAGCUUGAGCCUAUCAACUUCGACUUGAAUGUGCUUCCACCAAUCAAAAAGGAUUUUUCCGAUACGUUUGUACAAAAUCCAAACACGAAUAUCGCUGAAUACCUUAAGAAUAAUUUGGUGACUGUAAAAGGAGACGAAACCCCAAAGGUUAUAUUUUCUUUUGACGAUGUUAAAUUCCCAGAUUUUGUUAAGAAUGUCUUUGCCGAACAGAAAUUCACUAACCCAACGCCAAUUCAGGCUGUGGGUUGGCCAAUUGUUUUAGGCGGGACGGACGUUGUUGGUGUUGCGGAGACUGGUUCGGGUAAAACCAUUUCUUAUCUUCUUCCAGGAAUUGUUCACUUGCUUAACAAACCACUUGCACAAUCAAGAGAGGGACCCACUGUUUUGAUUCUAGCACCCACAAGAGAGUUGGUGAGUCAAAUAGAAGACGAAGCGCGCAAAUUCACAAAGGGGUCGGGGAUUAAAAUCGCUUCUGUGUUUGGAGGAGCCCCAUCAAGAAUGCAAAUGGGAAAACCUGAGAAACGGAAUGCACCUUUUUGGGUUAUCGAUGAGCUGAUAGAAUGCUCGACAUGGGUUU